Molecule: messenger RNA, 9733 nt
Organism: Physella acuta
Lineage: Eukaryota; Metazoa; Mollusca; Gastropoda; Physidae
Product: syntaxin-binding protein 5
Biological process (GO): exocytosis; Golgi to plasma membrane transport
Cellular component (GO): plasma membrane; SNARE complex; cytoplasm
Molecular function (GO): GTPase activator activity; myosin II binding; syntaxin binding
Source: RefSeq, a predicted model, not a curated record
GACUCCGACAUAAACAAAAUGGCAGCAGCCGACAAAGAUUGGACCUAGUGACAUGUCUUUACGACAGCUUGCAAUAUUUUUUGCAUCAUGUCAUCUUCCGCAGCAUCAAGAGGGAAAAAAUUUACAUUAAAAACUGUUCUAGAUGGAUUACGUGGAUCUGGUGGCUCUUCUCAAAAUCGACAGGACACUGAAAUUGAAGAAACUCUUCGUCCUGAACAUUAUCAUGUGACGAAGACUGUUCGUCAUGGAUUCCCUUUUACACCAACUGCACUAGCGUUUGAUCCAGUACAGCAUCUGUUGGCCAUAGGGAAUAGAAAUGGUUCAUUAAGAAUUAUUGGUCAGCCAGGUGUUGACUGCCAUUGUAACCAUGAUUCAGAGGUUUCUAUUACACAGAUAUUAUUUCUAGUCAAUGAGGGUGCUCUGGUGACUGUUACUAGUGAUGACCACCUUCACCUGUGGAAUUUCAGACAGAAACAGCCCAGUAUAGUCCAUUCUCUCAAGUUUCAAAGAGAGAAAAUUUCAAAAUGUCACCUCCCAUUCCAAAGUAAGUGGUUGUAUGUGGGUACAGAGAGGGGAAAUGUCCAUGUGGUCAACAUUGAAUCUUUCACAUGCUCGGGUUAUAUAAUCAACUGGAACAAGGCCAUUGAACUAUCAAGAAAAACACAUCCAGGGCCAGUUGUACAUUUGAGUGAUAAUCCAGUUGACUCUAAUAAGCUCCUGAUAGGAUUUGAAUCUGGUGCCAUUGUCUUCUGGGACUUGCGUACAAAAUCUGCUGAAUACAGAUAUAAUUCUCAGGAGGCCUUGCGAUCUAUAUCAUGGCAUAAUGAAGGCAAACAGUUCAUGUGCAGCCACACAGAUGGCAGUCUAUCCACAUGGAAUGUUAAAACACCUCAAAGACCUGUUUCUAUUACCUCACCUCAUGCCAAAAUUGGACCAGAUGGGAAGCCAGAUCUCUGCAAACCUAUUACAAAAGUUGAAUGGAGAUGUACAAAAACAGGAGAGUCCAUUGUUAUAUUUUCUGGUGGUAUGUCCUAUGAUCGAGCUGGGAGAACUCCCACCAUAACUGUAAUGGCAGGGAAGAGCACAACUGUCUUAGAAAUGGAGCAUAAUGUGGUAGACUUUGUUAGUCUUUGUGAUACCCCCUGGGUCAAUGAUUUUCAAGAUCCCUAUGCCAUUGUUGUACUGCUGUUAAAUGACCUGGUUGUUAUUGAUCUAACUACGCCAGGUUAUCCAUGUUUUGAGAAUCCUUAUCCAAUGGAUCUCCAUGAGUCACCUGUUACUGCCUGCCAGUAUUAUGCUAAUUGUCCAAUGGACAUCAUUCCCGCCCUCUACUCUACAGGCAAAAAUCAGAAAAAGUCUGGUUUUAGUGAGAAGCAUUGGCCAAUCAAAGGCGGGUCAUGGGGGGCUAGUGGAACAAGCUAUCCUGAGAUCAUAAUUACUGGUCAUGCAGAUGGCUCAUUAAAAUUUUGGGAUGCAUCCUCAGUAACUUUACAGUUCCUUUAUAAAUUAAAAACUGCCAAAGUGUUUGAGAAACCCAAAAGGCCGUCAGAGGACAAGGAUGAUGAUCCAUUUGCCAUACAAAAUAUCUUCCUGUGUUUGGAAAGCCGCAUCAUGUGUGUGGCAGGACCAACACACUGUAUACUCUUCAAGUUUUCUAAACAGGAGACUUCUGUAGAGACAGUUGCCUUGGAGUUUUCAAUAGUGUAUGAGAUAUUUGAUGAGCCAGACUCUCCUGAAUUUGAUUUCUCCAAGCCAAGCCUUACUGUGAUGGGACAGCAUAGCAGCAGUAUGGGAUCCUAUUCUUCUACAACCUCAGACAACACAAAGGCAGAAGCUAUCACCUCUGUUAAAGCAAAGAGUGGGAGUCGGCGUUGGGGCCCAGGUUUUCUACCUGAUCUAGUCUGUAUUUUGUGUUGGGUAGAUGGGGAGCCAGCUGGAAACAUAACAGUCAUGUCUGUAAACUCUUCAUACGGCCUUUUGGCUUUUGGAAAUGAAUCUGGUCUGGCUAUUGUAGAUUAUUUACAGAGAACCUGCUUGCUCAACUUAGGAACGCCAGACUUGUAUGGGUCCAUGGAUCCCUAUCAGAGAGCACCGAGAUCACCCCGUUCUAAAAAGAACACAGGUGAAAAUCUAAUGCAAGGUUCUGAGGAUUGUAAAUCUCCUACAGUUGAUCAGUCAGGGCAAUACCUCUCCCCAACUGCUGGAAGUGGCAGAGGGGUCUCAUCACACUCAGGCCUCAAACUGCCCACUCCUACCUCUGGUUAUGUGAAAAACACAUCCCCCAAAAGCCACCAACAGUUGUCAAAAGCAAAGUCCCUAAACCCAGACAUAGGUCAAGCAUCACCAUCACAGACUGCUGAGAGUAAAUCAGUUCAUCCUCCCAUUCUUAAGUCCCAAUCGCUAGACUAUCCAGAUGCGGUGCCAAACCACAUGAAUUCCAGCACAGUACCUCCUAGCAUCCAACAACCCAGACAGGUUGCUGCUACUAAACUUACCAUAAACAUUCCUAACAGUAUGUGUUAUGAUGAUAACAGCACUGCUUCUCAAGUUCCAAAGCCGCCCCCCAGAAAGAAAAACAAAAACAAACAGCAUCAGCUUGUCCACCAACCAGCGCUGGAUCUACCCCCAUCACCCAGCAAAGAGUUAUCCUCCCAGCCUUGUACCCUGAAUGCCCUGCUGCUGUUGCCCCGCUCUUCCAGUGCCAUCAGUGAGCGAGGAUUGAGGACUUGUCAAACUGAAAAAUCUGCUUCCUUUGAGAACCCUUCACUCUUGUGCCCACCAGUUCCUAUCAAACCAAAGAGUGUCAGCACCGGUGAUUUGCCAUCAGUCCAGUGUCAGUCUGCUAGCUCAUCUACAGAAUCUCUAAGGAAAGAGACGGCUGUGAAAACCAUGUCAGAUCCCAAGUAUUUAAAAGAUCCUACGGGUAAUGAGUCGUUUGAAAUCCUGAGAAAGUCUUCCUCAGAGACCCAUUUGUCUGCUGUUGACAGCCGGCAGUUGUCAGAGUUAAAUAACCAUGCAGCUGGACAUCACAGAAAAAACUGGCUCUUGAAGAAAAUACACAGAAAACCAAAGAAGAAAAAGAAAGAUGAUGAAGAGGGAAGCGAUGAAAAGCAGGAUACUGGGGACAGCUCUGAUCAAAAUGAUACCAUCGUGUCAGAUUGUUUGGAAGCAACAGAUGACUUUGACGUGAAAGCUUUUCUCAGAGAGGACAGGAAAGACUGGGAAGAUGGGGAUUUUGCUGACAGUCCAGACAGUGGAGUCAAGAGCCCAGGUAGUGCUAAGAACUUCUUCAGCAGGGUCAGCUUGAAGUUCAAAUCUCUGGGGUCUCGCAAAUCUUCUGAGGAGGAAGAAAAAGACAGCACCACCAAGAGAUCUCAAGAAAAACCAGCCAAGAUUAAAAUUGAAGUAUUGGAUUUGACUGAUGACCUAGCAAAGAAGCACAACAUAAGAAAAGUAUACCUGUCAGAUAUCCUACAAUCAAGGAGAGAUGUUGACAAGGCAGAUGCGUCUUUUUCUCGCUCACGUAGUUCAAGCAUGUCUAGCCUAGACAACGUAACCAAGGAGGCUAUUCAAUGUUUAGUGUUUGCUGAUUCUUUUACACGUAAACAAGAUAAUGAAACGUCUCCGUGCCUGUGGGUGGGCACAAGCCUGGGUUCUGUCAUUGUUAUAGUCCUGGUUCUACAGCCUGACCAGCGGCUGUCACAGCCAGUCAUUGUUUCCCCUAGUGGUUCCCUGUAUAGAAUGAAAGGUGCCAUAGUGUGUAUGUCUUUCUUGGACUUCAAAGGUGGUCUGAUCCCAGCUUUGAGUGAACAGUGGAGAGAUAACAGGGACAAUAGAGAGUUUACUGACAGAAUGAGUAACAAGGCUACCAGUAGACAAAUGUCAGUGAGUAACUCUAAACCAAAGAUCUCUCCUACUGCAUCCACAGAGAUGAACAAUGACAGACAAUUUGCUAUCCUCUGCUCAGAAAAACAAGCAAGGGCAAUAUCAUUGCCAUCUCAGACAUGUGCUUUCAAGACAAAAGUUUCUGAAAAUUCAUUUGUUGUGAGGGCAGAGGUUGUGAAUAUGCGUGAGAGUGUGUGUCUUAUGUGCUAUGUUGCUAGUGGUCACAUCAAGGCAUUCAGUUUGCCCAGUCUCAAGAUGUUAUUGAAAGCUGAUUUCUUGCCUUUAACUGAUUACAGAGUGGCAAGAACAUUUUGUUUCAGUAAUAAUGGCCAUGCCAUGUUCCUUUGUUCACCUUCUGAAAUACAGAAAAUCACUUAUUCUGCUGAAAUUUCUGACAACCUUAGAGAAAUGCUUGGAGAGCUGUUUCUCCCUAAAGACACUCCAGAGCCACCAAAACAAGGAUUCCUAAAGACACUUUUUGGUGGUGGAGUUACAACCCUUGACAGGGAGGAGCUUUUUGGUGAAGCUAGUGGCAAGGCUUCCAAAGGACUGGCCAAACAUAUACCAGGCUCUGGCAAUCUACAGCACCUAUCCCAGCAAGCUAGUGCAUCUAGUAGUGAAUUCACCCGCACCAGAUUGCUCUUAUCAGAGAGAGGAGAAAAAUUGGGUGAUCUAGAGGACAGGUCAGCACAGAUGAUGAACAGUGCGGAGCAGUUUGCAUCAGCAGCGCACAACGUAAUGCUCAAGUGUAAGGACAAGAAGUGGUAUCAGUUUUGAUCAUGGAAACAUGUUUUUCCCUGGACUACAUAAAAACCUUUUUCAAAGGUGAAAGGCUACUUGCUGUUUAUAAUCAAAGCUUGGACGGUCUGCUGAUAGGAUGGGCAAGUCUGGCUCUGGUGGUCGGCAGGAUACUGUUGUGCCUCAGUGCAAGCCCUCUAACUGAUUGUGUGGACCAGUAUUUAUUGGAUGCAAGAAGGUGUAAACAUUGCAACCCUGCAUCACCCUGACCUACAACUACCAUGUGUAUUGGUUGUUUUCUAUUUGGGUUGUUUUUGUUUUUUUUUUCAUGAUUGGCCUUCAACUACCCUGCAAGGUAACAAAAAAAAUGUUGGUAUUAAAAAUGUCAACUUUUUUUCUUUCCGUUCAACACCUGAAAUAAUCCCCCCUCUGAUCUUAUAUAUCUUAAUCCUUUGUGUGCAGUUUGUAUUAGAUGAGCGUCUAUAUUUCAUCUCCUCUUCUGUACUACUUUACAUUGACUGUCCACACCACUAAGGAAAUACAUUUUUAUAAUUAUAUUUAGUUUCUAAGGAAUAUCAUAUAUCAAGUACCAUUACAGAAAACUUUUGAUUUAAUUUUGAAAUUACUUGAAAGUUGGUUACUUUACCAUUUUUCAACAUAAUUGCGGAUGGCAUUUUUAAACAAAAUAAAAAAUGAAACAAGAAUUGAUCAAAUCAAUUUUUAUUUCUUUAUUUUAUUAUUUUUGAGUGUUAAAUAAAGUGAAAAAAAAUGUUAAAGUACCAUACCUUGCAAUAAAAUAUUUCUAGAUUAGUCAUUUAAAAAAAAAAUCUGGACAGUCCUUCACAGUUUUUAUUUCUCUCUUUUGUUUUAAAAAGAAAUGUUCAUUGAGUGCAAUAAUUCUCUGACCCGUUUUACUUUGGUUAUAAUAUUUUAAAAUAUUUUACAACCUGUGCUCUAAACAGGUGGUCACAUCACUUUUCACUGUCAUAAUAGUUCCAGAUAUAUCCCAUAAUAGCUUUUUAUUACAAUUUUUCUGCACCUUCAAAAAAAUAACAACAAAAAUUUACAGAUUAAAGCUAAGGUAAUGACAAAUUAAUAUAAUUCAUUUAAAAAAAAACUACAUUGUCAUGGCAACCUCAUCUUAAAUAUGUGAUCUGUGAAAUAUAUUUUUUUAUUUCUUCUUGCUUGUGUUAUAAGAUAAAUAGUUGAUUGUUCUCAAACUGUAUAUCUUGAAAUGUGGAUUGUUCAAUGAUGCUGACAUAGAAUAUCAAUUCUAUAAAUAUAAUUUUGUCUAUAAAGGAAUGCCCUAUACCUAGAAGAACCUAUAUUAUAUUCUAUAAUGAUGCAAUCAAUAUAUAUAUAUAAAUAUAUGUUUUAUAAUAAAAUGAAAUGAUCUUCAUAUUUGCUUAGCAUUAAAUGAUCUUGUAGUUAUGUAUUUUGCAGAACUAAAGAAUGUAGAUCAUUUUUUGUCAUAAUUUUUUUCCAUUGGUGUUGAAUUGUAAAAGUUUGUGAGCUUAAAACUGUGAAAUUAACAAAAUGUAAGCUAAACAGAAAAUUGUACUUGACAAAUAUAUAGAUCCUGUGCUAGCAGCUUGCUAAUGGUGGACUUAACCAUUUGAAUAUUUCUUUUUCAAUUAAGUAUUUGUCAGCCGUAGAAUUUUUAAAAAUAUAAACUUAUUUACAGUGCACUCUUUUAAUUUUAAAGUUUUCAAAGCAACUCUGUAUUUAUUUUAUUUUUUUUGAAAAAGCUGACCUGUUUUCUUGAAUGCCAAGAUUUGUCUAUAUAAAGAUGUGUGAAGAUGAGGGACUGUGAGUACACACCCUGAUUCUGUUAGUGCAAUAAAACACUUGUAGUGGAACAUUGUGUGAAGUAAGAAUGUCUUUCCUGAUGUUGGUUUAUGGCAGAUGUUGUUCAACUGUGUAGAUAUCACUUGGUGUACAUAACUUUAUUUAUUUGUACAUACAGAUUUGAUUUGGUUAUGACUGGUUAAGUGGGCCAUUUCCGACAUUCCUCAUCUUAAUAUUUGUGUUACGCAGAGUAAAACUGGUGGAUGUAAAACAACCAUUGUUUUUUUCUCUAGCUAUUUAUUUCAAAGAUUGAAAAUUAAGGUGUUUGACUCGAGUUGUAUUUGUUGUUUGUUUUUUUUUUCUUUUUAAUUUUACAAAAUAAACAGGCAAAUUAGUUUCUUUUUUCUGUGGAGAUGGCUGUACAUAUCUUGAUGUUUUCUCUAGAAUUUGUCAUUCAACUCAAAUUUAAAAUACACUGUUUGGCUGUGAAGGUGAAAAUGGAUGGUGGAUUUACAUUGAUCUUUUACAUAUUUUUUUUUUCCUCACUUUUUAAAAAAAUUGGUUACUGGGAUUUUCUUUUUUGUUACUGUACCAGCCUCUUUUUGUAUUAAUUUCAGCCUCUGUUUGGAUAUGUUAAACCUUGUGUGAUACAGCUCUCUCUAUCUACCAGUGACAAAUGGCUUACAACAUACAGUGAGCUGAUUUCUAGAAGUGAUAACUCUGUUUUACCUUUGGCUGUGUGGGACAAAACCCAGUUUACAUGUUUGUGUUCCAGUUUAUUUAACAGCCAGAAAAUUCUUGUGGGAUUCUUAAAAGCAGACUUAGAGGGUAAAUAAUAAUCAUAAAGUAUAACAUUGUAUUAGUUUCUGUAAUCCUUGCUGAUGUAUUAUGUAUUCCUUAUUUAAGAUUGUUUAUCCAGAUAUGCUCAUUAUAAUUAUAAGGUUAGAGAUGGAGUUCCCAAUGCUCAAUUGGCUUGCCUCUAUUUAUAGCUUGCAUUUGAAUGGGUGAACUGUGUACAGCCUAUCACAGCUAUUUUGUGCAAUGUCUUCUCAAAGAGGGACCAACAUAGUCUUUCUUCGCCAGUCGUUAUUUUUUAUUUGUUUUAAAUAACCUUUUGUAGAGUUGAGUUGCAGCAGUUGGUGCUGGAUAACAAUGCUGAGAGGAUGUGUGCAAUACUCCACUCAGCUGUACCUCUUGGUUCUCCAGUGCUUAAGAUAUGUCCAUGUAGCCUCCAGCUAUUAAAAGCUGAUAUUAUCUUCACUUAAAAUAAUUGGAUGUGUUUGCUCUCAACAGUAUCUCUUUGUUUUGAAUCUAGUGCUAAGAUAAGUUGGUGCAGCUGACAACUAAAGCUUAUGUUCUAUUGAGUUGUAAUUAUAUACCAUGAUUAUUUCUAGGAACUUUACUUCAAACCAAAAAUUUUUAGUUAAUGAAAAAAUUUAUUCUAGAUAUACUAAAAGUGAACAUUUUUACAUCUUUUUGUUAUUUGUUUGAUGUACAUUCAGCAGUAAAUACUAAAUAAAUUUUGGUUUACAUUCCUUGAACUCAUUCUGUUUUAUUGUCAGUUGUAAUUUUUAUUUUUGAUAAAAAUUACUGACAGGCUUUAUUCCAUAUAUAUAUAUCUGUCUACUUAAUUCCAAUUUUUCUUAAGCAUGAUAUUUGGGGGAGUGGGACCAAGCAUGUCAUGUUACAUGCAGAAGUUUUUUCUAUCUAGUUGUUAUGACAAGACUAAUUUGACACCAGUCAAGCAAGAUGAACUUGCAGAUUAUUGUGGCACGCAUACUUUUUGUUAACGAUACUUUAAUUGAAGUGUAGUUGUGGCUGUGUGCUACUCCUGGCAUCCUUGUUUAUCCCCCCUAUGUUUUUGACCAUUAGACCAAAAAUGUGUGUUGUCACUGUCACACUGCUGAGAGUGUAAGCUGGAGGUGAUAGCCAAUAUUCAUGUCACAAGUUGCUAGUUUGCUUUCUUGUCAUAUUUCAUUCAUAACCCAUCUUAGAACUUGUCCAUCCUUAAUCACCCCUGAGAUUUUUUCAAAAAAGUUUGUGAUAAUCAUUCUGGUUCAGUGUCAUUAAACUCAUUUGGCUGUGUAGAAUACAUGAUUGAAUCUGUUUUAAUAUUGAUGAUUUCUUCUUAUAUUUCUAUAGAAGUAGUGAAACUUUUAUAAGUACUAUGAAUUUUUAAACUGAUAUUUGUAUAUGGAUGUCCUCCAGUUUCAAAUGUUUUGUAAUUGGUGAAUUUUUUUCCAAUGAAAACUUUGAUCCCAUGUCCCCCCUUCCUCCCUUGUUGAUAUUCCUUAUUUGUUUAUUUUAUUUAUCUUUUUUUUUUGUAGACAUGUAGACACAUUUCUGCCCGUCUUCAUGCACAAACAAUAAAUACUGUUACCCUUUCACUUGCUCUCAUUGAAUAACUCGCUGGAGCAUACACUCAGUAGGUAGCAGAAUUUUUUUACACAAAUAUUGGUACAUUUUAUUGACAUAGAGUAGACCCUUGCUGAAUCUGGGUUUUUUUUUAAACCUAAAGUGUUGAACCAAAAUAUCAAAAAAUAAAAUAAUCAUGUUUUGGCGUGUUAGCUUACUGAAGUUGGGGAAAAGAUAUCUUCCUAGUUAGUUUGUAGGCCCUAGCUGAUUAAAUGACUGCUCAUUUUAUACUUUUUCUAAAAAGCACUACGUUUGUUUUUUAUUACCAUAAGUGUAAAUGCUUUUAAAGGAAUUUAAGGAACUAAUAGCUAUAAUAAAUGCUGAUUGCUAAUAAUGUGUUUGUAGCUAGAACUGUAACAUCACUUAAGUUGGAGGUUAUGAAUGUUGUUUUUUUUUUCUUCAAUUCUUACUGGCUGAAUCUCAAUGCAGCUUUCUGAUCAAUAAAUGCUACCCUAUUGAUAAAAAGUAUUAUUAGAUAUUUCAAUCAAUAUGUAAAAAGAAAACUCACAAUUAUUUUAACCAUCCCAAUAUGACAAAAACUGAUUUUCCCUUAUUUUGAUAACACAGCAUCUAAUAAUUUAAUUAUAAUUCCUACUUUAGGUUGCCCAGUGCUUUAUUCAAAAAUAUAAAAAAUUUGGUAAGCAAGGGUCCACUGAUUUUUUUUUUUCUGAACUGAUCAAUAAACGGAAAGCCUAGUUUUAUUGAAUGGAGCAAGAUGAAAUGUAGCUGGUAUCCUAUUUUUAUACUCUGUGUCUGCUUGCUUUGUGACUUCUCCAUUGGGUCUUUUGUACCUUUGUAAUUUUGCUCUAUGUCACACUAGCAAGAGGGCAAUACUGUUUCUUUUUAACUAAUUGGAUCCUGUAUACAUUGUAGAAAGAAUUCGCAAAUAAAACUAACAGAACAAUCA